ACGAAGUUCAAAUAUUCUAGAAAGUUGUAGCAUUUGGUGAGAUCUUUCGUUUAAGACCUCAUUCAUCAAAAUCGGUCACAUAGAACCGGAGAUAUGACUUUUUGAAUUUUGUGAACUUUGACCCCUCAUAUCUCCGGUUCUGUUUUAACCACAGCGCACGUACGCACCAUUUUGGAAACGUCCUAGACUGGACUACAACAUACUAAAAUUUCAUUAACUUGCACAAUGCCGUUUUCUAGAAAAGUGACUUUGAAUUUCGAUGAAUUUUGACGCUAUCACAGCGCCACCUGUGGUGACUUUUUUGAACUUCCAUCUGAAAGUGCUCAUCGAGACGAAACCAAAAAGGUAAAAUUUAGGUCGCUAUGUUAGUUAGAACCGGAGAUAGAGGCCGGUCAAUGUUCGAACUUUGACCCCUUAUAGCUCGGGUCAGGGGUUAUGGAUCGACUUAAGGUUUUUUUUGUUUGAUAGGUAUAAUCAACGGCUACAACAUACUAAAAUUUCAGCCCGAUGCACAAUGGAAUUUUUGAGUUAUUUAACUUUUAAGAUUUAAAAAUUUUCUUUUUAAUAAUAGCGCCCCUAGCGGUGGUUUUAUGAACUUGCGAUGUUAGAAGGGGAAGUGGCAUUUCACGAGAGCUUUCCAAAAAGCCCCCACUUUUUAAAUUCUGACAAUUAGAACCGGAGUUAUGGCCAUUUUAAGAAAUUUUUUUUGGACCCUUAUAGCUCGGGUCAGGGGGGUCGGGGGACCUUAAGUUUGGUAUUGAUGGAAAGCUCUAAGGCCCAGCUAUAACAUACUAAAAUUUGAGCCCGCUCGAUGCCAUAGGGGCGGAGCUAUUGAGAAAACAAAAAAAGGGGGGUCUUCAAAAUGGCGGAAGGAGGGGUGGGGGGUGGGGGGUCAAUGCACCAAGUUGCAAUUUUCACCCGAUAUAUAACCUUUGCCGAAAACCGCAAGUCGAUAUCUCUUUUAGUUUAGGAGCUAUUAAGCUCCAAAGAGCGGCCGGCCAGCCGGCCGGCCGGCCGGGAACGUAAAUUAGCCACAUAUAUAUUCGUGAUCAGGAAGUGCUGAAACACGUUUUGGCCAAGUUUGAGGUCGAUCGGACGACAUGAAAUUUUGUUAGGAUUAUAGUAGGUGAGAUUGUUAAGAAUCUCACCUAAUAUAUAUGUAAAAAAUCAGGAAAAAACUGUUAAUUUUUUUGCCUAAAAUAUUAGAGAAAUAAAUUAAAUAAAACGCAUAGAAAAAUUGACGCCUUUUCCCCACCUGGCUUCACAGACGAACGUCAUCAUAAUCUAUUGAACCUGACCUUUCGGCAAUCAUAUAAAUCUCUUCCCCUCGCACACUUAUGCAAUGAAUUGAAUAAUCGCGAUCGCGCAUUUUACCGCAAAAAAAAUCAUAUAAAGUUAUAAAAUAAAUUCUCAGAGUCUUUUGGUACCCAGAUCACCUUGUACUUGAAAAUACUUGAAGUGGCUAUAUUCCCUGUAGUAACUUUUUUGCUCGCAAACAAUGCAAAGUGUAAAUAUAUUGAAAAGGUUUUACAAUUGAAAUUUUUAACUUCAACGGUUCUUCAAAAAGUUAAUGACUUCCUUAGUUUAGUUUGUUGAUGUUUAGUGGUGAUCUGUAUAUGUUGAUUUCCUGAUUUAAAUAAAGCUUUAUAAUAACAAAAACGUGUGACUAAUUUUCGUGAUAGCCAAAAGCUAUUUUUGUAUUUCAAAAAAUUAAAAAAAAAAUAAUUAGAACUUGUAAAUUUUUGCCUGUCACCAACUUUUCCUACGGUAGAAAAAGAAAUCUCUGUGCAGGAGAUGUUGAUGUGGUUGUAACUCCCAAGGCAUCCACCUCGCAACAACAUGAUCAUCUUAUCGAAAGGCAUUUGCAAAGUAACUGCCAGUGAGUUUAAAUCGUUUCUCAGAUAUGCUUCUAACGCGGAUUAAAGUGAUUGGAAUCUUCCUAGGGAUCACUAUCCUUACAUUCCCACCAAUUUCCCAUGCUAAUGCCUUCCUCAAUCCCUCUUCGAUACAACUCGUGAGUGAAUUAAUUGUGAAUGUGACUAAGAAUGGUGCUGAAGUGCCCAAUAUUGAUCUUGAAACGAUGUUUGGAUUGACAUUUCCACGGAGGAAGCUUCAAGAAUCUUAUGACUUCGUGAUUGUGGGUAGUGGUCCAGCUGGAUGUGUCUUGGCAAAUCGUUUAUCAGCAGACAAGAGAUUUUCAGUACUGCUCUUAGAAGCUGGACGUCCGGAAAUUCCCUUCACUUCGGACAUUCCUAUGGGAUCUCCAAAUCUUCAAUCCACACCAUUCAAUUACGGAUACACCACAGAACCUCAGAAGAAUGCCUGUUUUGGGGUUUUGGGCAGGAGGUGCCGCUUUCCACAUGGACGUGUCCUUGGUGGAUCUAGUGUAAUAAAUUACAUGAUUUACACACGAGGUAAUCGCCUGGAUUUCGAUUCCUGGGCUGAAGCUGGCAAUGAAGGAUGGAGUUACCGAGAUAUUCUCCCGCUUUUUAUUCGAUCUGAAAAUUCAACGGUCCAAGAUCUCUUGAACAGUCCCCUCCAUGGACAUUCCGGUGAAUCUCCUGUGGAGGACAAUCCUUUCAGAACCCCCGUGGCUGAAGCUUUCGUAGCAUCAGUGGAAAAAAUGGGCUUCAACAGAAUCGAUUACAAUUCUGGAGAGCAAAUCGGAGUAUCCUUCCUGCAGCAAAAUACAAGACUUGGCAGAAGAAUUUCAGCCGCUAGAGCCUUCCUGGAGCCAAUAAAAUACAGGAAAAAUCUUCAUAUCUUCACAAGCAGUCCUGUCUUAAAACUGGAAUUCGAUCGAAAGAAUCGCGUGAGGGGUGUUUUUGCACUCGUGGAUAAGAAUGUGCGAAAAAUCCGUGCUAAGAAAGAAGUGAUUCUCUCAGCUGGAUCCUUUGAGAGUCCCAAGCUUCUCACUCUGUCUGGUAUUGGUCCUAAAGAUGAUCUAAGAGACCUGGGCAUACCUGUGGUUAGAGAUCUUCCGGUAGGGAAACUAAUGUACGAGCACCUCUCAGUAUUUGGGCCAAUUUUUACCAUGAACCCAAUGCACGAUGGACUGAUCAACUUCGAUCGGAUCAUUAAUGCAAGGACAAUUGUUGAUUACUUUUAUGGCAAAGGUCCUUUCACAAUGAACGGCGUAGAGUCUUUAAUGUACUUCAACACUAAUUCUUCAUCUGGAAGUGAUCCUAAUAUUCCGGACAUUGAAAUGAUGCAAGCUUUUUCAACGGUGGCAUUUGAUUCUGGGAGUGGAACAAGACUUGGUCUUGGUCUUACAAAAUCCCUCUAUGAAGAUGUUUUUGCACCACUUGAAAAUCUCCGGGCUUUUCUCUUCCUGCCCAUGUUGCUCCACCCUAAAAGUCGUGGGUUUAUGAAGAUUCGUUCUAAGGACCCUUUUAGACAUCCUGAAUUCUACCCCAAUUUCCUCUCCCAUGAAAAUGAUGUUCAGGCAUUUCUAAAGGCAAUUAAAAUGGGGAUAGAGAUUGGACAACAGGAAGAGUUCCAGAAACUGGGGGUAUCUCUCUACAUGCCUACAAUACGAGGUUGCGAGGGAACAGUGAAAGGGACUGAAGACUAUUGGAGAUGCUACAUAAAGUACCUAUCUUUUCCUCUUCAUCAUCAAGUAGCGACGUGUAGGAUGGGUCAGGAUGCCCAGAGUGUUGUGGACAAUCACUUAAAGGUCCAUGGAUUUGAGAAUCUUCGAGUUGUAGAUACAAGCAUCAUCCCUGAAAGUCCUUCCGGACACACAAAUGCAUACAGUUUGAUGAUUGGAGAAAAAGCAGCGGAUCUUAUUUUAAAUUCCUGGCGAGGAAAUUCCAACAAGAUAAGAUCGACCAGGAAUCAGCGAUUGUCAAGACAUCGGAGGUCACAAUUUGAUUGGCAGAAAGAUGACUCUGUACAGGAGUCUCAAAGUCAGAAAAGUCCGUUUUGGGAAAUUUUUCAGGAGGUAACAACAGAAAUUCAGAGGGUAGAAUCCAGUUCAAUUGCAACGGAAGCCAGUGACUUGAAGUUCAUCCUGAGGCCAGAUACGGAAGACUACAAAAAUCUAACAGAUAAAAAUAUCAUGGAAAUGAUAAUGAGAGACUUCCCUUCAGCCGAUGAAGACAGCAUAAAGAGUAUAACUCUUCCAGAUGGGGUUGUCUAUGGAAAGGGUCAGGGACACCCCCGGGCAAUAAGUGAGGCCCUUGAUCAGGCUACAACUACAUUUUACGAUGACAGAGACCUAUCAAUUGAUAAUGAAACCUACGCUACGCGACUCAUCCCAAAGAAAACCAAAAGAUCCUUCGAUUCACUGAAUCAGGAGGAUGUUUAUGAUUUUAGAAAAAUUCUCUCAAAUACAUGGAAGGCUACAAAUGAUGGAAUUUAUCAGAUGUCAGAAUUCUUUAGAAAAUUUCUAGAUCCAGGAAAAGAUCGCGAAUGGUGAAAUAAAUAAAUUUAUAGAAAUUAUGAA
Messenger RNA from Phlebotomus papatasi, 4447 nucleotides. Its product is annotated as glucose dehydrogenase [FAD, quinone]-like. NCBI's taxonomy places the organism in Eukaryota, Metazoa, Arthropoda, Insecta, Diptera, Psychodidae. Gene Ontology annotation, molecular function: oxidoreductase activity, acting on CH-OH group of donors; flavin adenine dinucleotide binding. The transcript has 3 exons. The record is from RefSeq and is a predicted model, not a curated record. Bases 1904 to 4420 code for a protein of 838 amino acids.